GGUGAUGAGCAGCAGGUGUGUGACGGGGUAAACUAACAGUUAUUUGACCGUGUAGUGUGGCAGCAUGAAGAGUUUGUAGCGUGGGAAAUAAAACUGCUGGAUGGAAACUUGGACAGUGAACUGUGAUGGACUCUGAAACAGUUCAGUGGAGACCUACCUGAGAUGAAUUAUUUACCUGUGUGAGGUGAGCACGUGUGGAAAUAAACGGGUCACCGCAAUAUUGUUGUUAAAUUUCUCCCCGUUCACCCCCACACACGUGUUGUAUUGAAAGACUCUACAGGAUCAGAUCCAAAAAGUUCCCCCACCGCUGCUUCGGGCCGAUGAUGUGACAAUUCCGACAGCACGUGAAGGCAGCGCCUCCCUCCACAGGUUCCUCUCAUCACCGAGCAGCGUUUCAUUCAGGAGCACACUGACUGAGGUGCAGACGGGCUACGGACAGUCUGAGAGUCCAACAUGGACUUCAGUGUGACGACAGUCUUUAAACUAGGCCACAUUAGGAAUUAAGUUCGCGUUUUUAUUCAGACGAGCGGCACUUUUUAACUUGACAAGUAUCAUUGCGCCAAACUUUCUCUGCGCUUUGGAAAUGCGUUACGAGCUGAGAGGAAGGAUGACGAUGACCCUGACCAAGACAGUUUAUCUGCUCACAGGACUGGUCAUUGUUUUCCAGUUACAGAUAAGCGUCAUCAAGCUUAAACCUGUACAUGGAGUCUACCCUACAGGCACACAGGGGCCGUCUCCUACAGAGGGAAGGUCAGCAGUCGCGGGAAGCAACAAGCCCUGGGAGAGGAGCCCCAGGUCUGGGGCCCCUGGCUGGAUUGCAGAUAGGAGGGGCCACUACAGAAACCAGCACCAACCAGAGGAGUCAGACGCAGACCUGCUGAUGGAGGAGGGACACGACAAUGCUACACAGAUUGUAGACAUUGAUCACGCCUACUAUACAUCUAAAAUCCAUGGGUCUGGAGACGCAGCCGGUAAAGAGCUGUGGGUGAACGUCGAUGAGAUGGAAGAGGAUGAGUGGAAGGUCUCUGGCUUCCUGUCCAGCACCCACAGACAAGCUGAGAGAGUGAAUUUGUCCUUCGACUUCCCCUUCUAUGGUCAUAUAUUGAAAGAAAUCACAGUGGCAACUGGAGGUUUCAUUUACACUGGAGAUAUAAUCCACCAGAUGCUCACAGCUACUCAGUACAUCGCCCCUCUGAUGGCCAAUUUUGACCCAAGUCUGUCCAAAAACUCCACUGUGUUUUACUUUGAUAACGGCACUGCACUGGUGGUUCAGUGGAACCGGAUUCACCUCCAGGACAAUAUCAGUCUGGGGACUUUCACCUUCCAGGCUGUUCUGCACAGCGAUGGGCGUAUUGUCUUUGCAUACAAAGAGAUUCCUUUAGACAUCAACGACAUCAGCAUGGAGAAUCAUCCUGUCAAAGUGGGCUUGUCGGACGCUUUUGUGGUUCUUCAUGAGAUAGAGCAGAUCCCCAAUGUUCGUCGGAGAACCAUUUAUGAGUAUCACAAAGUCGACAUCCUAAAGUCCAAAAUCUCAAAUUCUACAGCUGUAGAGAUGCUACCUCUCCCCACGUGUCUGCAGUUCUCCAGCUGUGGUCCAUGUGUCACUUCUCAGAUUGGCUUCAACUGCAGCUGGUGCAGUCGGCUACAAAGAUGCUCCAGUGGCUUUGAUCGUAACCGGCAGGACUGGGUCGACCUCGGCUGCCCGGAGGAGAGAAAAGAUCCCAGAUGUCUCAAAAUGACAGACAUCGCAAACACCACAUCUCACCACCUCACACAUACGACCACUCCUGUCACGACCACAGUGCAGCAGAGGACCUCCAGUAUGACCUCCACCCCCCUGAGCAGGACAUCCGCUGUCACCAACCCCUCAACACGCAGCAACACAAGCAGAAUAAAAUCCACUUCACAGCUUCCCACCAGUAAACCUGCAGAAGAUGACACAAAGAUCUCUGUGCACAACAAUGAAACACCAGGAAAUGAGGAGACAACAGGAGCUAGUGAUGGGUGGCCGCAGACGGGUCUACUGGCGGGCAUCGUCAUGGUUAUGAUCAUCAUGGGAGCAGCCGUCCUUCUGUCUGUCUACAUGUAUAACAAUCCGACCUCCAGCGCCAGCCUCUUCUUCAUGGAGCGGCGGCCAACCCGCUGGCCAAUCAUGAAGUUCAGGCGGGGCUCUGGUUGCCCUUCCUAUGCUGAGGUGGAGACUCCCGGUCAGGACAAAGACACCAUGGUGGUCAUCGACCCCAAACAGUCCUUUGUCAUGUCAGACAGAAGAGAGAGCGAACAGAAAGAAGGAUUCAUAGUUCCUGAUCAGAGGGAGCGCUUCCUGGUCUCAGAGAGCUGACCAAAAACUACAAAUCCCAGAAGGCUUUGGGAGAGAGCUGGAUCUCCACGUGAGGGAGACUUUUUAUUUUCCAUUAAAGCUGUUGCUCAAGUUCAUUUUAAAAGGACAGACACUGAGCAUUCAGAGAGGAAAAGGCCCAAAACCUCUAUGAGGAAAAUGUCGCUACAGAGUAAUUUAUUUACAGUUUGGUUUCAUGUUAGCGUUAGCUUGGUGAGCCAGUAGACUGUUUCAAAGCAUAAUGUAAAAAAGAUUUACUUUGCUCAGGUCACUCGUCUGUGUUCACUGAGGCAUCACACAGAGCGAGAGGUGACGCCACUGAAUGUUUGUUUUGAACCCAUUUCUCUCAAAGACAGAUGAUAUUUUCCAGAGCUGUUAUGUGUCGUUCCCACACCUUCUUCACAAGGAGGAAUGUCAUAU
Molecule: messenger RNA, 2758 nt
Organism: Epinephelus lanceolatus (giant grouper)
Lineage: Eukaryota; Metazoa; Chordata; Actinopteri; Perciformes; Serranidae
Gene: plxdc2a
Product: plexin domain containing 2a
Source: RefSeq, a predicted model, not a curated record